AUGCAAAUUGGUGGGCAAACACAACUAGCUUUCCAAUAUGGUGAUGAAAACAAAUUGCCAACUUGGAAAUUUGAUCAAAAUGAGAGUCAAAAAGCUCUAGCUCACAUGUUGGUAGUUGAUGAACUUCCUUUUAGCUUUGUAGAAGGUGCGGGCUUUAGGUAUUACAAUAGCGUUACUCAACCAUUGUUUAAAGUUCCGUGUAGAAAGAGUCACCGUGGGGUUGAUAUUGGGAAAAUGGUUGAGAAAUGUUUAACGGAGUGGGAAAUAGAAAACGUUUUCACAAUUUCUGUUGACAAUGCAAUGGUGCAAGAUGGCAUAAAAAAAGUUGAUAAGGCGGUUGAGAUAGUUCGAUGGGCGGUUAAAUGGAUUAGGCAACCGCCUUCUAGAAUUCAUAAGUUUACCGAGUUUGCUAAGGUUGCUAAUCCCGGUAUAACAAAACACUUGAAGAGAGAUGUGCCAACAAGAUGGAACUCUACUUACCAUAUGUUGGAAAUUGCCCAAGCUUACCAAAAAACUUUUGAGAGAUAUGAUCUUGACGAAUUUGAUUUUUGGUGCGAAAUUGAAAAGGCGGGUUUGUCGAUACCUUCAUCAAGCGAUUGGGAAAGGGCUAGGAAUAUAUAUAUUUCAUUCGUACGCUCUUGGAUGAUGCUAUUUCCUUCUAGUCUUUGUGAUAUUGCAUUGGCCAGGAAUAUGAAGUUUGAUAAGUAUUUUGGCGACAUAGAAAAAAUGAAUUUAUUGCUCUACUUUGCUUUGAUUCUUGAUCCGAGGAACAAAGUAAAGUAUUUGGUUAUACUACUUGAGGAUCGUUAUGGAGAAAAGGGGGUGGAGGCCAAAAAGAAAUAUAUCAUGGAUUCUAUGUAUGAAUUAUAUAAUGAUUAUAUUAAAAUUCAUUCUCCAAGUUCUACUUCAAGUACUGCCGAGUCUACCACUUCAUCAUUGAUAAUAGGGAAACGCCAAAACCCGGAUUUUAUGGCACCUAAUCUCCCAUUAAGAAAUAAACUAAGAGAAAAGAUGAAGACGAACAUAGUUGAAUCAAUUGGGGAGUUAGAAAAAUAUUUGCAAGAAAGUGUUGAAGACGACUUAGAAAUGUUUAGUAUUCUAGAUUGGUGGAAAGUGAAUAGUUCAAGAUUUAUGGUUCUAUCAUUGAUGGCAAGAGAUGUGUUUGUCAUUCCCGUCUCAACCGUGGCUUCGGAAUCUGUUUUUAGCACUAGUGGGAGGGUGUUGGAUCCGUUUAGGAGUUCUUUGACUCCUAAGAUUGUUGAAAGUUUAAUUUGUACACAAGACUGGAUUCAGGGUAGCAUAAGUGACACGAUCGAUUAUGAAAAAGAUUGGGAAGAAAAUCAACAAAUUGACAAAGAAUUGAGCAAGAUGAAGUAG
Lactuca sativa (garden lettuce) is the source of this 1377-nucleotide messenger RNA. RefSeq names its product zinc finger BED domain-containing protein RICESLEEPER 2. Lineage: Eukaryota; Viridiplantae; Streptophyta; Magnoliopsida; Asterales; Asteraceae. The record is from RefSeq and is a predicted model, not a curated record. Gene Ontology annotation, molecular function: DNA binding; protein dimerization activity.